Molecule: messenger RNA, 2421 nt
Organism: Capsaspora owczarzaki ATCC 30864
Lineage: Eukaryota; Filasterea; Ministeriida; Capsasporidae
Exons: 2
Coding region: 27-2273 (748 amino acids)
Source: RefSeq, a predicted model, not a curated record
UGACUAUUUAGCCUCAGUCGCUCGCAAUGGCAGACGCUGAGGAACUGGCGCGCAUUGAACGCGGCCGCGCUCUCCUUAGCAAAAAGACAAAGAAGCUGAACAAGCCAACAGCUGCGCCCGCCGCUGUGGCUGCUGCCGAGACAUCCGAGACUGGAGCAUUGCAGCAACAGACACACGGCCAGCACGAACGCAGCGGAAUUGCUGCAGCAGGAGCUGUGGCUGCGAGCGAGGACAAGCCGGCUGCUGCUGCUGCUGCGUUAUUCGAGCACGACGCUGCUGCUGCUGCGGCGGCGCCGAUCGCAUUCGCAGACGCGAUCGCAGCACGCACAGUGCACAACAACAUUAACGCUGCCGCAGAGCGCAGGGCAGGGAGCGCCGCCCGUCCGCCGCUGCCGCAGAGCUUUAUGGACGAGUCGUUCAGCUACUUUGGCGGAGAUCCCGCUGCCGAGCAGCAGGCCAUCGCGAUGCCGCCGCCAGCACAGCAGCAGACGCCUAUUGUCGCUGCAGCAGUCACGGGCAGCAUGGACGCGCCGAGAGUGCUGCACGGAUAUGCUCAAUCGCCACAACUCGAGCCCCAUCCUACCUUUGCCGCCGCCGCGCAGUACCAUCAGCCUGCAGCUGCACACAAUGGCACAAUGCCUGUUGACGAUCCCGUUCUGCGGGACAAGCUGGCUGCGGCAGAAAGCAAGGUCUAUCAGCUCGACGCCGCCCUCGUUACUGCGCUCCGCGACGCAGAACAGCUGCGCAGCCACCACCAGCAGCUCCAGCAGCAACUCCAGGCGCAGCUCGAGCAGCAGUAUCACACACAGCUUGCCGAGCAGGCCAACCACUUCAAGCAACAGGCGCAGGAAGCAGAGAAGCUCGUCGUUCAACUGCGGCAGGGGCACCUUCAGGAUCGGCAGGCGUGGGAGCGCGAGGCAAAGCAAAAGGAUGCCGCGCGGCAAGCCGACGUCUUGCAGCAAACUGCAGAGAAGGAGGAUCUUCGGCAGACCAUCCACCAUCUCGAAUCAAAGCUCCACGAAGCAACUGCUUCCACGAAAUCCAACGUUGACACUCUCGAACAGCGCGAGCGGGAACUCGACCAGCUCAAGCGCGAUAACAGUGCCAUUGACACCAAGUUGAACCAAGCGGUGGCUCGUUCGGAGCUGAUCGAGCAGGAGCGAACCCAGGAGCGAAACCAGCUGAACGCUGACCUUGCGGCCGCACGAAAGCGCGCAGAGGCGGCUGAGCACAGCGCCAAGCAAUCUGACGCGCGCGCCGCUGAUGCGGAUGCACGCACCAAAGCCCUCGAGCAGCGCGCUGUUGCUGCCGAGGCCCGCGUCACCAGCUUGGAGCAACGUGCCAUCGUCCCGCAACAGGACCUCCCGACUGCGGCAUCCUUGUUCCAAAAGCCUGCCGCCUCACCCACAGUCGAAGCCCAGCUUCGCCACGAAAUCUCCAAGCUGAAGGAAGACCUCGAGCGUCUCCACGUUGCCGCGAGGGACCGCGAGGACUUUGAGCCUUUGUACCAACAAGUUUCGACGCAGCUGCUUGAGCGAGACAAUGAGCUUGCAGCUGCCAAGAUCGCCUUGGAGAGCAAGCAAAGUCAAAUUCUUGCCCUCCAGCAAGCCGAAUCCAAACUUUUGGCGGAGCGACAACAACUCGAAAAGCAGGUGCAGGACAAGGAUGACGAGAUUGCGCAAAUGAUUGAGGCCGAAGAGCUUCGCGUGGAUGCGGAACUGAAUGCGGAACUGGAUGCAGGCAAACACUCCUCUGGUGUUGCCGACCACCUCGAGCAGCUUGGCACGUUGCAAACGGAGGUACGAGCUGGCGAGAAUCAGCGUCUCCAGCUCGAAGUCACGAUCGGAACGCUCACCCAUGAACGUGACCAGCUGCGAUCGCAGCUGAAUGUUGCGCUGGAAAAAGAGAAGCAGCUCCAGCAGGCGCUCAACCUGGCAAAAGAGGAGCGCAAACAACGUGCUGACGAGCCCCAGGCCCGCCCGCGGGACUUUGCUGAUGCCUCGCCGACGAUCGGACGUGCCAGCGAGCAUGAAAAAGGAGUGCAGCAACACCUCGAGCGGACUGUGGCAGCUGCCACAGAACAGGCUGCGGAACAAGCCAGCGGCCUCGCGCUGCUCGAGAUGCGCCUCAGCUCGCUUGUUGGUCAUAUUGCCAAGCUCAAGACCGCUCUCGGCCAGGAGCGGGGCCGCAACUCCAUGCUGCUCCACCUCUGCCGCGACCAGGAGCAGCAACUUUCCAAUCUUGUGCAAGGCGGCGCUGUUGCCUCGAAUUGAGCUUUGAACGGUGCCGACCAGGCUGCUGAAAUUUUCUAUUUGCACAAGAGAGUUGGACGGGUUGCAAUUUGUGUCGUUGAUUUUUGAUGGAAGUGUUGUUGUUGUUGUUACAAAACGAUAUAAGGCAAAAACGAAGUAUCAAUUCUGG